CCUGAGCGGCCGUGGGCGGGGAGCGCCGCGAUAAAUAGCGGGUGCGCGGGGCUGACAGCCCGGACCCGGGCGCACCGCGGCGCGAGCGGCAGCGCUGCCCGUGCCCGCUCCGCUCCCCGCCCCGCCGCCACCGGUUUGUUUGUCUCUUUUUGUUUCUCGCGGACAGCCGGAGGAGGGGGAGGAUCGGGGAAGCCGGCGGCCGAGCCUUUCCCUUCUCUCUCCCCGCGGCGCUCGGGAGAUGCUGGAAGCGGCCGGGAGUUGGCGGCGCCCGAGACCAGGAGCGGGAGGAGCGUGAGCCCCGGCCGGUCCCUGCGGCGGCCGCCGUCCCGCUGGGGCCGCGGGAGGCUGCAGGAUGCGGUUUCGCCUCUUCUCCUUUGCCUUCAUCGUCCUCAACUUUAUGGAUUACGGCCACUGCCAAAGCGGCCGCUGGAGACGCAGCAAGAGAGCUAACUAUGGGCCAAAUCCAAUUUGCAAAGGCUGUUUAUCUUGUUCAAAGGAUAAUGGGUGCAUCAGAUGCCAACACAAGCUAUUCUUCUUCCUACGAAGAGAAGGAAUGAGACAGUAUGGUGAAUGCUUGCAUUCCUGCCCAUCAGGGUACUAUGGACUCCGAACGCCAGAUAUGAACAGAUGUUCAAGAUGCAGAAUAGAAAACUGCGACUCCUGCUUUAGCAGAGACUUUUGUACCAAAUGCAAAACUGGCUUCUACUCGCACAGAGGCCGCUGCUUCCGAGGAUGUCCCCCUGGAUUUGCAGCCUUGGAAGAGCUUAUGGAAUGUGUGGGCUGUGAAGUGGGUCAGUGGAGUGAGUGGGGAACUUGCAGCAGAAAUAACAAAACAUGUGGAUUUAAGUGGGGCCUGGAAACAAGAACAAGACAAAUUGUGAAGAAGCCAGCAAAAGACACGAUACCGUGUCCAACCAUUGCAGAAUCCAGACGGUGUAAAAUGGCCAUGAGGCAUUGUCCAGGAGGAAGAAGGCCAACAAAAACAGAGGACAAGAAAAAGAAGAAAAAGAAUUUGAUGGAAAGGGCUCAGAAACAGCACAGCAUCUUUUUAGCAACAGAUAAAACAAGCCAGUAAAGACUUGAUUUUCUUUAAUAUAUUUUUUUUUUGCAAAGUGCACAAAAGCUGCUAUAUUCUCCUGCCCCUGAAUGCACUACGAUUCAGCUGCUUCGACAGUAUUGGUGACAAAUAACUUGUGAAAAAAGCCCACAAGCUUGUUUGGUUUAUUUAUAUUUUUUUUUUAUUUUAUUUUUUUCCUUUGAUUUUUAGCCUGAAGACUUCAAGGUCAGGAGCACACUGGGUUGAAUCAGUGGAAGUGGUGCUGAAGUGUGUCAAAGAUUUUGCUCUGAGUGCCUGGUCAAUGUGUUGACACAGAAGGGAAGCAGGAAAGGGACCUGUGUGUCACCAUUAGGCGGACUUGUGCAUAUUUAAAUUAAAAAAGGAAGUCUUGGAGUUGUAGGUACUAUUGCAUUUACGGCCUUUGUUUCCUAUAUUUGUACAUUUAAAGAGUAAAUGGGAAUGAUUUACCUACUUAGUGUUGAUGUACAUUGUUCUCAGCACCUGCUACAUUGAAACAGUUAACUGCUAUAAGAAAAUAUACCACAGGAAUUACUGCUUAGACUUACAGAAGCACAGCAGUUCCUAUGUGUACAUAUUACUCUGUCUACCUAUAAAUGAACAUAUUUACUGUACAUCUAUGCAUUUUUAUGUAUGAUACUUUACACAUGUCUAAAGUUAUGUCCUGUUGGUUCUAGUAAUAUUCGUUAAAAUAAUCCAGUAAAUGUUUACUUUUUACUAUGUUUUAAGUAUCUUCUCAUAUUUCUCAAUACUUACAAACUGGAUUUUUUUCAUGUUUGUAAAGCACAUUCAGAUGGCUAAACUACCUUAUACUGACCCUCAGUGCAGCAUCAGCUCUGAAGAAUACUUGACAGACUAGUAAACUGCAAGUCUUUUCUGGUAUUCUAGCUCAGCCCUGGUGUAUGUUGUCUCAGAAAAAGAAGUGUGACUUUUGUAAGAUGAGGCACAGUGAUAGAUGUUUUGAGUGUCAGGAGAGAAAUUAUAUGAAAAGCUCUUGGUAUCUAGAUUGUAUGUGUAGUUUUUUUCCAAUAUAAUGUACAAUAUUUUAUUUCUGCUAGUCCUGAUCCAGUCAGAUACAGCAAACAAACACCUGAAUAGAGGAGAAAUAAAGGAGAAAACUACGUAAAUUUAGUAAUUUGAAAGUAUAGCAAGUCCCCAUCAAUGUCCCAGUAUUAUUAUAUUGCCAGUAGAAGUUUAACAAAUUUAAUCUGCAUCUGGUGGGUUUUUUGAAGUUUUUUUUGGGAAAGGUGGAGGGAACUUUCUGUGUAGGAAUUUAAAAUGGCUCAGGGUGUGUAAUUCAGUAAUCUAAUAUUAUUUGACUUGCAUUCAAGAUUUUUUAGUAUCUGCUGGGAAAAGCCCACACUGAAAUGACUGUCAUUUAUGCUCUCACAUGGAGAAGUUAUUCCAGUUCUAGGACUAAAACUUGCAUGUGACUUAAACAAAGCCAAGGAAAAGGUAAAACAGACCCCAGAUCCCUAUUUUGACAUACACUUUAGAAAAAUCCCACAUAUCUGUUUUAGUUUUAUGUGUUACAUACUUUACAAAUAAAUUAGGGAAAUAAAACAUCUAUAAGCACAAAUAUAUCCAUAUUUAGGUAGGACAAGUGUUGCUACAAAAAUGUGCGGUAGUUAGGCACAUAUGAAUGUUCCAUGAAACCGCUUGUGGACUUUGACUUAACCAUGAUGUUUGCACCAUCUUUCAUUGACUGUUUUCAUCUUGGUCUGCUAUUUUGGACAUUAUUUUCUCACUUAAAAAAAAAAAUAAGGACAAUAAAAGCUAUAGCUGCCUGUUUUCUUACUGGUUAUCAAAUUUGGCUGUAAGUGCAUUGAAUGCACUCAUACAAUCCUUUUAGUAGUCAUUACAAAGCUUGUAUUAGGCAUGUCAUGGAAAGAAUGCUACAAAAAUACAAUAAAAUGAUGUCACAAGCCUUGAAUACAAUAUUUUUGGUCCUUUUUUAUUCAAAGACUGUAUUUCUUCAGAAUAGCAUACACAGAAGAAUUGGAGAAGGUGUGUGGAUGCAGAUUUUCUCCCACUGGAGUGGAAAACAUUUUUUGAACAUCUACUUUGUUGAUACUUAACAUGUUUGAAAAGACCACCUGCAUUAGAUAUACAUUGAUUUCUCUUGUUCCAGUCACUAUCAUAUUCAGGGUUUCCUUGAGAGUGUAUCUACAAGAAUCUCAUCCCUAAGUAGGAAGUGCUCUCGUAUAUAAUUUCUAUUUUGUCCUAGACAUCUGUUUUUAUCCUGCCUUUGCAUGGUAGAUCCUAUCAAUGUAUUCACAGCACUGGGGUUUUUUCAGGAUCAGACUUCUCCUGGGGUUAGAAAAGACUGUUACUUGGACAUUAAGAAAAGGUUCUUCACUGAGAGGGUGGUCAUACACUGGAACAGGCUGCUCAGGAAAGUGGUCAUGGCACCAAGCCUGUCAGAAUUCAAGAAACAUCUGGACAAUGCUCUUAGACAUAUUGUUUAGUUUUAGAUGGUACUGCAAGGGAGUUGGGCUUUAUGAUCCUUAUGGGUCUCUUCUGACUGGAGAUAUUCUAUGGAUCUAUGAUACUAUGACCUUGAGAGAUCAUCUAGUAUCAAUCUCUGCUUCAAACAGGGCUACCCUUGAAGUUAUAUCACAUCUGUCUGGAGUAUUUUACAACCUCUGUAAAGGUGUAAAGGUCAUGUUUGACCACCUUCACAGCAAUACUUUUUGUUGCUGCAAUUUAUGCAGAUUACCCCGUGUCCUUUUGCUGUGCACUUCUGAGAAGUGUUGAGUUCAGUCUUCUCUUUAAGCCUUGAUCAGGUAGCUGAAGACUGCUGCUAGAUUUCCUUUUAGCCUCCUCUUCUCCAGGUGAAACACCCAAAGUGUCUUUGGCCUCUCUUCAUGUGUUUUGUGCUCCAGUACCCCGAUUUCAGUGACCCCCUGGUAGACUUCAUUCCUCUCUCAUACCGACUACCCCAAACCAGGCACAGCAUCUCACUUGCUGAGUGCUGAGCACAGGAGGUCCAACCUCUCCUGAGCUACUUCCUUUCAGGAUUGCAGAGAAGAUCCUCACGGCAGUGGCCUUCAUGCUUCUUCUGGGAUGCUUGCAGAGCGAGGCACAGCUCCGGAAGAGGACUAGUUUAUGCUGUUGCUUCAGAAUCUUCAAAAGGAGACUUGUUUCUUGAUGAAGUGAAGGAGAUCAGGCUUUCAAAGCUGUAAAUCAUGAAAACGGCUUGUGCCCACUCUGCCUCUUAUUUCCUUUAAAUUUGAUCAGAAGCAGGCUUGUAUAGGUCUUGCUUCUUUUCUGGUAAGCAGCUGACAAGGUACAGAUGCUGCCUUUUCUUUCAGCCUUUUCUUUCUUCCAGAGCUGUCAUUACUUUUUGAAUCUAGCUGCUUCUCUCAAAAAGUGGAAGGAUUCAGGACAGUGGGUUUUAUGUCCCCGGUUUAAUGAUUAGCUAUUGGAAAUCUGUUUAAAACCAGAAAAGACUCCAGUUAGUAGGAUAAAGAACUUUCCAUCCUGCAGGCAUUGGUUAACAAUAGUGUUACUUUUUUAUUUCGCUAUGAUGUGCAAAAAGUUCUUUUUUUUUUUUUUUUUUUUAAAGAAUACAUUUCUUUCUGUCCCAGAAAAGGCAAUUGCCCAGCCCCACUCUGCAUUUAGGAUCUCUUUGUACUCAAUAUACCUUACCUUAUCCUGACCUCCUAGCAGCUGUCUCUUUAAAUUAAAAAAAAACAAACAACAAAACAACAACAGACCCACUCCCAAACCCCAGGUGCAAGUUUAAAGUAAUUAUUUUCUGGCUGGUUGAUCUUUACUGCAUCUCAGCUGUUCUUGCUAGUAAGAAAUGAUUGUUUCAUGUCUCUUAUUCCUGUGGGAGAAAAAAUUUUACAGUCCACGUUAUGGAAAUACAAACCUUCCUUAUUGCAAUAUCAGUAUUAGGAAAUAGUUCUCCUCUUAGACCUUUAUACUUAAAAUAAAGAUGUCUGUGAAAGAAAAGUGAAUACUUGUAUAACUUAUAUGAUGUGUCUGCCUUUAUGAAUCUGUAGUGCAGAAAACUGCAGGGCAGAAAAAAAAUAUUGAUACAAUGUUGAUUGAAAUCUUCUAAAUUGAGAAGACUUUUCCAGACAGAUUAAGAUCAAAGUGCAUGCUUCAACUUUGUUAUGCUGAUAAAAUAGAAUAUAGAAUAAAAAUGAC
Messenger RNA from Cuculus canorus (common cuckoo), 5233 nucleotides. RefSeq names its product R-spondin 2 (gene RSPO2). The record is from RefSeq and is a predicted model, not a curated record. The transcript has 5 exons. NCBI's taxonomy places the organism in Eukaryota, Metazoa, Chordata, Aves, Cuculiformes, Cuculidae. Bases 353 to 1075 code for a protein of 240 amino acids.